AUGCUCCUCCCAUCCGCCUUCUCUUGCGACGGCUCGCAAGCCGCGCCCACAACCAGAUCACACGCUGGUCGCUUCGUAUCACCGCCCUCCAGUCCUACGACGCUGUCGGCGCAGUACUCCAUCGACAACAUCAUGAACACCUGCCGCUCUCUCCAGUCUCUCAUCACCAUGACCGCCUCCAACAACGACCACGGCGCGCUUGCGCCCGCGCCCACCCUGACUCAACUCCCCACGCCGCCUCUCGCAUAUGCUCCCACCCCCAUGAAGCUGCGCCUCCGAUCGCGUGGCAGCAAAUCAGAUGGCAAAGGCGACGAAACUCCCGUGACCAGGAGGAGGAUCGCGAAGCGCACUCCUCCCGCUCCUCCCAGGGGCGCCAACAAACGCCGGCGCGAGCUUGACGACGACCUGGGGCGCAGCGAUGAGGCCGACAUGGACACUGAGGCCGAGCUGGACGCCGAGAGCCUACAAAUGACACGCAGCUCAUCCCCAUCAUCGUCACCACAAGCACCUUCAACACCCAAACGCGCUCGCAUCUCCCCUGAGCAAUUGCCCUUGGGACUCGAGCGCUCUGAUUUCCACGACAUCCACCUCUUGGAAGGCAGCGCCAACAGCAAAGACUGUGAAAACCCAGGAACCGACCUCCAGGUUGAGGCGGACGGCUCAGAAUGGAGCCUUGAAGACGACCGCGUCCUCGUCGAACUGGUGCUCGAGAAGCUGAGGCUGUCCAAGACGGAAUGGCAAGACUGCGCGCGCAGCCUGGGCAAAGACAGGCACAGCGUCGGCCGGCGCUGGAAGAGCCUCAUGACGAAUGGCGACGUUGGCGUCAAGACGAG
Trichoderma atroviride IMI 206040 is the source of this 833-nucleotide messenger RNA. RefSeq lists its product as uncharacterized. Lineage: Eukaryota; Fungi; Ascomycota; Sordariomycetes; Hypocreales; Hypocreaceae. The record is from RefSeq and is a predicted model, not a curated record.